This is a messenger RNA of Hyposmocoma kahamanoa, 1125 nucleotides long. RefSeq names its product U6 snRNA-associated Sm-like protein LSm8. Bases 239 to 529 code for a protein of 96 amino acids. Gene Ontology annotation, biological process: mRNA splicing, via spliceosome. The transcript has a single exon. Lineage: Eukaryota; Metazoa; Arthropoda; Insecta; Lepidoptera; Cosmopterigidae. Gene Ontology annotation, cellular component: U6 snRNP; U4/U6 x U5 tri-snRNP complex; precatalytic spliceosome. Gene Ontology annotation, molecular function: RNA binding. The record is from RefSeq and is a predicted model, not a curated record.
CUCCAAAAGGCCCAGAGCGAAUUGCUAACCCAAUAAUAAAGUACAUGUGUAGGAUCGGCUAAAAAAUUACAUGACAGUGACACUAUAGUUUUUGACAUUUUCAACAAAACAAACUGCAUUCCAAAGAGGUUUAUUACUGCAUUCGUCGUUUUUGGCAGAAUAUAGGAGAUAAUAUCUUUUUAAUCUGUAAUUAAAUUAACGACAACUUAACCACAGCUUGUACAUCUUAUAGAAGACCAUGGCUUCCGGUUUGGAGAAUUAUGUAAAUCAAACUGUGUCAGUGAUAACAUCGGACGGUCGGAACUUCAUCGGCACAUUGAAGGGCUUUGAUCAAACUAUUAACAUAAUUUUGGACGAAUCUCAUGAAAGGGUGUUUUCUUCGUCUGCUGGAGUGGCUCAAGUAGUACUUGGACUUCAUAUAAUUCGUGGAGAUAACAUAGCAAUCGUUGGUCAAAUAGACGAAUCUAUCGAUAGUAGAUUGGACCUCGGAAAUAUAAAAGCUGAACCUUUAGGACCAAUUGUUCAUUAAUAGUUUUUGGUAAGAUAAUGUAAUAAAUAAGGACUUAUUUUUAUUCUAGUUUGUUUUUUUUUUAAUAUAACAUAACCUCAAAUUAUUUUUCUGGGCAUCGGAGGUUGUUUAUGUACUUACGUGCAUUUUCAAGCCCUGAGAAAUCUACUGCAAAGUAUUAUGUGUCCCAUAUCAGUACUUUGCAUUUCUGUAUAACACAGCUGAACAUAUAUAGAGUAUCUCCUAAAAAUAACCAGUAAGACAUUGCUAUACAUAAAUCUAGAGUAAUUACACCACUAACCUACUCGUAGAACUGUCAACACUUUAAAAAGGUGUUUCGUUACAGAGUUAUAAUGAAUCGGUAGUGGAUACUUUGUUAAGCUAUACACUUGAAAAAUUGCUCCACUUUGAUUACUAAAUAUUACACAGUAAUAUUGAAAUCAUUUAUCCUCACUGAAAAUCUGGUUAAAAAAACUUAUUUUAAUAUUGCUAUUGCUGCAACAAUUGAUCAUUGAUACAUUAGUAUAAUAAAUGUUUAAUGGAGAUAAAAAUAAUUGUUUAUAUGUAAUUUGAAGAUGUUCAUUUCAAUUAUUACUACUACUGUACUUUGUACCUCA